Molecule: messenger RNA, 2198 nt
Organism: Acanthochromis polyacanthus (spiny chromis)
Lineage: Eukaryota; Metazoa; Chordata; Actinopteri; Pomacentridae
Gene: fggy
Product: FGGY carbohydrate kinase domain containing
Exons: 16
Coding region: 142-1794 (550 amino acids)
Biological process (GO): carbohydrate metabolic process
Molecular function (GO): phosphotransferase activity, alcohol group as acceptor; kinase activity
Source: RefSeq, a predicted model, not a curated record
GUAUCCCUUUUGGCCGCUCUCGCCUGCCGUCCCAGCCACCGUCUCCAACUCUCACAAAGUACGCCGCUCAGAAACUUAAAACGAUAAAAACUCAAUGUUUUCUGCUCUGAAAUAAGAAUUUAACAAUUAGCUGGCGUCCUCAUGGCAGAGCGGUUCUAUGUCGGGGUGGAUGUGGGCACCGCCAGUGUCAGAGCCGCCCUGGUGACCAGAGACGGUCAGCUGAGGAGGACGGCCGAGGAGCCCAUCAGCAUCUGGGAACCCCAGUCCGACCACUAUGUCCAGUCCUCCACGGAGAUAUGGGACAAAUGCUGCAAGGUGGUCAAGAAAGUUAUCGAUGGUGUGAAGAGCAGCCAGGUUCGGGGGAUUGGCUUUGAUGCCACCUGCUCCCUCGUGGUUUUGGACCAAAGCUUCCAGCCUGUGCCAGUCAGUCAGGAUGGUGACAGCCAAAGGAACGUGGUGAUGUGGAUGGACCAUCGUGCUGCAGAACAGGCUGCUCGGAUAACAAACACAGGCCACGGGGUCCUGAGCAGGGUGGGAGGGGUCAUGUCACCAGAGAUGCAACCCCCAAAGCUGCUGUGGCUCAAAGAGAAUCUGAAGGAAAGCUGCUGGAACAAAGCCGCACACUUUUUUGAUCUACCAGACUUCUUGUCUUGGAAGGCAACAGACUCUCUAACAAGGUCUUUGUGUACUCUGGUGUGUAAAUGGACGUACUGCCCUCCAGAAGGAUGGGAUGCCAGCUUUUGGACCAGCAUUGGCCUGGAGGACCUUCUGGAAAAUAACUUUUGCAAAAUAGGCAGUGCGUCAUGCUCUCCAGGAAGUCCACUAGGAGACGGUCUCACUCAGGAGGCAGCGGCAGAUUUGGGUUUGGACCCUGGAAUUGCAGUCGGUGCUUCUCUGAUCGAUGCUCAUGCUGGAGGUUUAGGUGUGAUAGGUGCUGAUGUGACUGGUUUUCAGCUGCCCUGUGAGAACCAGCCGAUCACCUCACGCAUGGCGAUGAUCUGUGGGACGUCAUCCUGCCACAUGGCGAUCAGUGAGCGGCCUCUGUUUGUGCCUGGAGUGUGGGGACCCUGUUUGUCUGCUAUGGUGCCUGACAUGUGGCUCAACGAGGGCGGACAGAGUGCUACAGGAAGGCUGAUCGACCACGUGGUGAAGGGCCACGCCGCCUACAGUCAGCUCCAGGAAAAGGCCCAGCAGAGAGCUCCUUUUACUGGUGAGAAUAUCUACAGCUACCUGAACAGCCACUUGAGCUUGAUGGCUAGCUCUGAUUCUGCUGUCGAUCUGCUGGGAUCCAGUCUUCACGUUUGGCCGGACUUCCACGGAAACAGGUCGCCGCUGGCUGACCCCACUUUGAAAGGCAUGGUGGUCGGACUGUCUCUCUCCCAAACCCUGGAUGACUUGGCUCUGCUCUAUUUGGCCACGAUUCAAGCCCUUGCUCUCGGUACGCUUCAUAUUCUGGAGGCCAUGAAAGAGGCAGGACAUGACAUCAGAACCCUCUUCCUGUGUGGAGGGUUGAGCAAAAACCCGCUGUUUGUACAGAUUCACGCCAACGCUACAGGACUGCCUGUAGUUUUGCCAGACCAGAUGGAGGCUGUGUUAGUGGGAGCAGCAGUCCUGGGUGCAUGCGCAUCACAGGACUACAGCAACAUACAGGAGGCGAUGGAGAAAAUGGCAAAAGUGGGGAAAGUUGUUCAGCCCGAUCCUGAAGUCCAGAGCUUCUAUGAGAGAAAGUACAAAGUGUUCCUGCAGCUGUUCUCCCACCAGAGGGAGUACCAGGCCCUCAUGAACCACAGAUGACAGAGCUGGAAGUGACUCUCUGUGACGGUGAAGACACUGGAAACGAGAGCAGACGUCUUAACCUUGCUGCUCAUCCGCACACAAUUAAUGUCCCUUAUGUUUGAUUUUGAUAAAUAACUAUCCCAGAAAACCCAAAGGGGGCAGUUUUCUGACUUGGAGCAUCUAUCAAGGGGCUUGGUUGGUUCUAAAUAUAUUGUCAAGAUCAAAUAUGCAGGAUUUAAAAAUGCUUGGCAGAUGACCGCCGAUAAGACCUGUUGGGUGUUUGUCUGCUUCACAUUGAACAGGAACAAAUGCAGCAGCAUCAACAACAGCUGACUCAGUGUUUGACUUCCAAAAUCAAACACCAUCAUUCAUUGUCAUCUUCAAAUGCAUUCCUAAUAAAUAUUUCAAAUGAUAAAACGCUG